CCCAAAAAAAUAGGUCUCGGAAAUUUGGGAGAAGAAAGAAGAGAGAAAUGGGGAAGCAACCAGUGAAGAUGAAGGCGGUGGUGUACGCGCUCUCUCCAUUCCAGCAGAAGGUCAUGCCGGGCCUCUGGAAGGACCUUCCGGCCAAGAUCCACCACAAAGUCUCCGAAAACUGGCUCUCCGCCACUCUCCUCCUCGCUCCCCUCAUCGCCGUCCGCCUGUAUGUGGAGGAUUACCAAGAGAAGGAGAAGCUGUCACACAGGUACUGAUAAAGAAAGCUUGCUUCAGUUUUCGUGCUGUUGUAGUUUGAAUGUUUGAUACUUCUGUCACAUUUCGAAAGUGUUUUGAGUUUAUUAUUGUUGUCGAAACCGAAAAAUGUAGUUCGUGUGAUUCGAACUGCUAAUAAAAUUUGAGACCUCAGCUUAUGUGUUA
Argentina anserina (silverweed cinquefoil) is the source of this 429-nucleotide messenger RNA. RefSeq names its product cytochrome b-c1 complex subunit 8-like. Gene Ontology annotation, biological process: mitochondrial electron transport, ubiquinol to cytochrome c. The transcript has 2 exons. The record is from RefSeq and is a predicted model, not a curated record. Lineage: Eukaryota; Viridiplantae; Streptophyta; Magnoliopsida; Rosales; Rosaceae. Bases 48 to 266 code for a protein of 72 amino acids.